CGCGAGCACAUGGCGGCCACCAGUGGAGUAGAAAGUGCAGACAGACGUGGACGUCGGCGACAUACAGACAGGGGUUCAACACGCCGCCGUCGCACCGACGCCUCUCGACCCCACGCUCCGAAGGCGUUCUCGCACCGAUCCGUCGCUCGUCGCCGUCGCCGGCCAACGAGGAGCGUCGACGACCGUCGACGCCGCUUGCCUGCGCCCUCGCUACCCAACAUCAUGUUUGCAGUGUUUCGUCCCUCUUCCUGGCUAGUGCUGGCAGUCUGGCUGGCGGUUGGGGUUACGUCCCAGUUACCGCCCAACCGGAGGCCGCACAUAAUUGUCAUUUUGGCAGAUGACUUGGGUUGGAAUGAUGUUAGCUUCCAUGGGUCUAAUCAGAUCCCAACACCCAACAUAGAUGCCCUUGCCUACAAUGGCGUUAUUCUAAACAAUCACUACGUCCCCGCUCUUUGUACUCCUUCGAGAGCUGCCUUCAUGACUGGGAAAUAUCCCACGCAUACUGGCAUGCAGCAUCUUGUGAUCCUUGCACCUGAACCAUGGGGAUUACCUCUUUCUGAACGUAUAAUGCCACAGCAUUUGAAGAGAGCCGGUUAUGCCACACACGCUAUUGGAAAAUGGCAUCUAGGCUUCUUCCGAAAAGAGUACACCCCAACUUAUCGUGGCUUUGAUUCGCAUUUUGGUUAUUGGAAUGGAUACCAAGAUUAUUAUGAUCACAGCAUGCGGGCAACUGUCGACCCUUACAAGGGUUACGAUAUGAGGCGCAAUAUGAGUAUAGAUUACAGUUCCGCAGGAAAAUACUCCACCCAAUUGUUCACUGAUGAAGCAGUCGACAUAAUAAACAAGCAUAAUCCUCAGCAAGGUCCCUUGUUCAUGUACUUAUCUCAUCUGGCUCCGCAUACUGGAAAUUACGACAAUCCUUUCCAAGCUCCAGAUGAAGAUAUUGCUCGUUUUGGGCAUAUUGAAGAUCCAGAACGACGAGUUUAUGCAGCUAUGGUGUCACGCUUAGAUCAGUCUAUUGGUGAAGUAAUGCAAGCCCUGAGAAAUAAAGGAAUGUUGGAGAAUUCAAUUGUGGUCUUCAUGUCAGAUAAUGGAGCUCCUACAUACGGCAUUCAUUCAAACAGAGGCUCAAAUUGGCCACUGCGUGGACAAAAACACAGUCCCUGGGAAGGAGGUGUUCGAGGCGUGGCAGCAAUCUGGAGCCCCUUGAUCAAAAAUCCUCAACGUGUUUCCAAUCAAAUGAUGCACAUGACAGAUUGGCUACCGACAUUUUACUCUGCUGCUGGUAUGGAUGUCAGAGAAUUAGGACACAUUGAUGGAGUUGAUAUGUGGGCUGCACUUACUGAGAACAAAACAUCCCCUCGCACUGAAGUUCUACACAACAUUGAUGACAAGUACAACUAUGCUGCUCUGACCCGGGGUGAUUGGAAAUAUAUUACAGGAACAACAACUGGCUUAUGGGAUAAUUGGUAUGGUGAAUCUGGGCAUGAUAGUCCUGCAGUUCCAUUCUACCGAUCAGAAUCUGUUCUUCGUUCAAAGACUGGAGUAGUUAUUGCUGGACUUCUCACAAAACUGCAGCUGAAAGAAAAACUGGAAAACAAGCAGAAAGAGGCAGAAAAAAGUAAUCUAACACCAGGCAAGACCCGUUACAACCGCUUGAAGCUCCUGACAGAGUCCAGUAUCUUUUCACUGAGAAAACAAUCUGAAGUCCGAUGCAAAAUCAACCACCCUGCUGACAUAAAAAUGGAAUGUCGGCCUAAAGAAUCCCCGUGUCUAUUCAAUCUUCGUGAUGACCCUUGUGAAACAACCAAUCUGGCAAAUUCACGGCCCCUGGUUCUUUUGAGUUUGGAAGAAAGUCUUCAAAAAUACAGGAGAACAGCUGUUCCUCCAAACAAUGUUCCAGCAGAUCCACGUGCGAAUCCAGCCAACCACAAUGGAACGUGGACAUCUUGGCAAGACCAUAUUUAUGACAGCAAAAUGAAUUCUAUGGACAUUGAAGUGUUCCCAAUGAGGCCAAGUCCCAUAACCAAUCUUCUGGUAUUAAUUGUGUUGUUUACAGUUGUUGUUAUGUUUAUCAUGGUCAUUGUCAUUAGGCUAUUUCAGUCCACAGAAAAAUCUAGAAAACUUUCUGUGUUUGCAAUUUUUCCAGUAAAAGAAUCAGAAGUAUGUGAUCCCAAAAACAAUGUUGUCAAAUGAAUUUUUCAAAAUCAUAUUCCAAAACAUUAAUGAUAGGGUAAAUAUUCUCAAGUAAAUGUGAUACUCUUGUACUGAACCACAUUUUCCUGUUAGGUUCUGUACUAUUCAGUUUCUAAACAUUCAUAAAAAUAAUCAGUACAUAUCAUGAAAACAUAGUAUUGUUUAUUGGCAUGUAAAUAAGAGUUUCAUUGCCAAUUUCACCUCAUGACCUCAUCAUGUUUUAGUUUGAGUGUAGACUCAUGACAUUGACCAAACCUACUGUAAAUACAAGUAUGUUGUGCGCGGAUUGUUAGUUUCUUAGUUGAAAAUGAGGCCACAUGUAUGAAUGAUUUUCCUUGUGAAUGGGAGAUUGUUAGAGUAAACACAACUAGUUUGUUUUAUAUUGAAUGUAUGUAUUAUGUGUCUCUAAUGUUGACUAUGUUUUAAGAAUGCUUUGUGCCUGCAAUAUUCUGUGUCAUAAACUAAAAAAGACACUGAAAUAUGAGUUGAUGGAUAUGCAGUAAAAGUUAAAUGUACAUAUCUGUCAUGCGCAGGGACAUGUAGCUGUAUCUUUGUUAUUAGUUAAAUAAGUGUAGGUUUAGAAGUAGUAAUAAUGAGUUAUCACAUGACAACUGAUCAAUAAUCUAUUGCUUUGUGGACUGUCACAUCACUGUUAAUUCCUGCUUUUUUAAACGAGACACAUCCUAUGAGUGUGGAGUGAUUAUCUUUGUUCCUGUAUUUAUUAUCUCCAAAUUUCACUCUACAGUAUUCAAAGUGUCUCAUAUGCACCAUCUAAGACAGCAUGCAGGCUUCACACCACAAAGAUUUGUGAUAUUCAUUCUGAGACUGAAUAAAUUCUAUUACUUUUCCACUUUGAA
Messenger RNA from Gryllus bimaculatus (two-spotted cricket), 3053 nucleotides. The record is from the annotation of a GenBank genome assembly. NCBI's taxonomy places the organism in Eukaryota, Metazoa, Arthropoda, Insecta, Orthoptera, Gryllidae.